Molecule: messenger RNA, 1263 nt
Organism: Chaetomium strumarium
Lineage: Eukaryota; Fungi; Ascomycota; Sordariomycetes; Sordariales; Chaetomiaceae
Exons: 3
Coding region: 1-1263 (420 amino acids)
Source: RefSeq, a predicted model, not a curated record
AUGACAGAAUUACAGACGCAACCGGCGGCUCUGUCGAUCACGGCAAGCACGCGAGCCGACCAGCAGACCCCCCAGCCGAUCGCCGUCCCACAACAACCAGCUGCCGCAGGGCCCAGAACUCGCCUGGCCUUGGACGCAUUUUCGCCUGUCAACCAAAACGGCAGCUUCGAGUUUGACCGUGUCAUCAAGAGCGGUUACGUGCAGAAGCGCACACAGAAGACAAAGACAUGGAGGUCCAUCUACCUAGUACUACGGCCCAACACGCUAUCUAUCUACAAGUCGGACAAGGAGGAAAAGCUGCGGCGCAAAAUCGACCUGUCGGAAUUGACCGCUGUGACACUGCUGAAGGACCCGAAGAACAAACGGCCGAACGUAUUUGGCCUAUUUUCGCCAUCGAAAAACUAUCACUUCCAGGCACCAACGCUGAAGGAUGCGCAGGAGUGGGUCGAGCUGAUCCGGCAGGACGCGAGGAUAGAGGAGGAGGAAGAGGAGAUGUUCCUGGCAAGCCCAGUGGUCCGGCAACCCACCUUCCUGCAAAGCGGCGUGGACGCCGCCGAAAUGAACCGCGUCGUGGGCUCGCCGGAGGGCUUUCUAUCAAGCUCCCCCGAACCACCUGAAGCGCCGACGCGCGGCCUUGGCAAAUCUUACGCUCGGCGGUCGUCACAGAUCGAUUCGUCCGGGCUUUCGGGUGCCGAGCUGGCAAGCCACUCGGACUUUUCCGACUCGGACGCGCACCGGAUGCCCGGCGCGUCCUUCGAGACUCUGGCGGCUCGGCAACCGUCGACGUCGCCGGGACCGUCCAGGCCCUCAUUAGGAGCCGCCAACGUCAACCGGGCCAGUGUGAGCCACCAGGAACCCGACCCGGAUCGCGUUAUCUGGCAGGGUUGGAUGUGGUUUCACCGCAGCAAGGGGGGAGUACGGCAGUGGAAGAAAUCUUGGGGCGUGCUGCGGCCAAGGAAUUUCAUUCUCUACAAGGACGAGGCCGAGUCGUCUGUGCUGUUCAUCCUCUACAUGUCGUCGAUCGUCAACGUGGUCGAGACAGAUCCGAUGAGCCGAACCAAGAGACACUGCCUGCAAAUCAUUACGGACGAGAAGAGCUACCGGUUCUGCACGCAUGACGAGGAAGCCCUAGUGCAAUGCCUGGGCGCCUUCAAGAGCCUACUUGCGAAGCGUCGGGAAUUAGAAGCCAGGGUGGGCACUACGAACGCGACUACGGCGGCGCCGGCGACCAACACGGCCGACGCCCUGCCCUCGGUGUCAUGA